Messenger RNA from Sarcophilus harrisii (Tasmanian devil), 1860 nucleotides. It is a transcript of the gene ATPAF1, whose product is annotated as ATP synthase mitochondrial F1 complex assembly factor 1. The record is from RefSeq and is a predicted model, not a curated record. NCBI's taxonomy places the organism in Eukaryota, Metazoa, Chordata, Mammalia, Dasyuromorphia, Dasyuridae. Gene Ontology annotation, cellular component: mitochondrion. Gene Ontology annotation, biological process: mitochondrial proton-transporting ATP synthase complex assembly. The transcript is spliced from 9 exons.
GCGACGGCGGAACCUUGGACGCGGGGGCGGGGCGGAAGCAGCGGCGCCAGGGGAGGGGGAUGGAAGGGCGCGCGGCGGCGGCGGCGGAAGCGGCGGCGGCGGAAGCAACUGCGGGGGCGGGCGCACAGGUGGAGGACGAGGAGGAAAAAACUAUGGCGGCGGCCAUGGCUGCCAUGGCAGCGGGAGGCGCGGGCCCAGCCGUGCUGCAGGUGGCCGGCCUCUACCGGGGCCUGUGCGCCGUGCGCAGCCGCGCUCUGAGCCCGGGCCUCGGCCUAGGCCUGGUGGGGACCGAGCAGCUGCGGCUUUUCUCCGUGCGCCGGGGCGCCGGGAGCGGCGAGGCCGAGCUCGAGACCAACCCCUACUACGACAAGUACCGGGACAAGAUCCAGCAACUGCGCAGGUCCGACCCCACGGCCUUCGAGUCCCGCCUGGAGAAGCGGCAUGAGCUGCGCAAGCAGCCCGUGGGACACUCCAAGCAAGCCGACUUUAUCAAGUGUGUGGAGCAGAAGUAGGAGGCCCUGGGGAAGCAGUCUUCACAGAGAGGAUUCACUAAAGAUCAGACGCUCAGCUCAUUCUUCAACCUCGAGAUGGUGAAAGAUAAAACUGGAGAAGAAAUCCGGCAGAUUUGGCAGCAGUAUUUCGCUACAAAAGAUACCAUCUACGCCGUGAUCCCAGCAGAGAAGUUCGACUUGAUCUGGAGCCGAGCCCAGAAGUGUCCCUCAUUCCUGUGUGCGCUGCCCAGGAGGGAAGGUUACGAGUUCUUUGUGGGACAAUGGUCAGGGUCCGAGCUCCACUUCACUGCCCUGAUAAACAUCCAGACUCGGGGGGAGGCGGCGUCGAGCCAGCUCGUCUUGUACCACUUCCCUGAGCUCAAGGAGGAGAAGGGCAUCGUGCUCAUGACGGCAGAGAUGGACUCCACUUUCCUGAAAAUCCCUGAAGCGCAGUGCAUCGCCAACCAGGUGCAGCUCUUCUACGCCACUGACCGCCAGGAGACCUACGGCCUCGUAGAGACCUUUAACCUCCGACCCAACGAGUUCAAAUACAUGUCCGUUAUCGCAGAACUGGAGCAGAGCGGGCUUGCAGCUGAGCUGAGGCCCUCGCGAGGACCGGACACGGCCUAGAGCUGAGGCCAUUGUACUGAGGGUGGUGGUCGCGGACAGGGGCCCGAGGACAUUGUGCUUCGUACACACACUCAUACACUCACACACACACACACACACACACACACACUCACUCACCCAGGCGCUGAAUUCCCUCAGUGUGUUCCCCAGGUGGGGAGGGGGAUCCCAGAGUUGGCCCAGCUGCUUGGCCUGGAGGCCUUGGGCUGUCCUUGGGAAGCAGCUGGAAGCCGGCUCAGUGACCCCAGAGGACCCUUGGCUUAACAUCCCUCUCCCAGAACGGGCCGCGGUUGCAUGCCGGCGUUGGCUCUGCAGUCCCUCCAGGCUGGUCGUCCCUGUAUGGUCGAAGGAGAGAGGGCCUCCCUGCGGCCGUGCCCGGGGCCCUCCCUGUGGCACGUUCAUGCAGGCCGGGGCGGACACCUUUCAUCCACAAGGGUCUGCAUGACUUAGCUGGCACUGUGUGGGCUUGGCCGGGCGCCCUCUUGUGACCUCCAGGGCUGGCACUUGGUGGAGACAGCAAGCAGCGGCCCCUGGGCACGCCCCUCCCCCACCGAGGAAACCCUGGCGGGCCUCCCUCUGCUCCCCCGCCCUGUAGAAGUAGUCUUUCUGUGCGGCCCGGGGGCACCGUAAUAUCCCGGGGGCUCCCGGCCCCGCUCUCAGGAUGAUGUCCACCAGCUUGGGGCCCAUCACGUGACAGUGGGCGCCAUCCUGGGCAAGCAAUAAAACCACUUCUGGCUCUCCA